CCCUGUCCUGUUGUCACCUGAGCGAAACCAGCUCAUCACAUCCAUCCAGCCUUUCGGUCACCACAACGUUUCUUCAUCACUUUGAUCUUUAUUUUCUUCUGGAUUUUCCUGAGAACAGAAUAUAUAAAAUAUACAAUGCUGCUUUUUCACCUCUACACAAACUGCUUUUUCUUAUAGCUAACAGCUUCGCCCUUUUCCCUACAAACAACAAAAACAGGUGUAAUGUGAUGUGGAGCCCUGCAUUUGUCCCCAAGGCGUCAGUAUCCUUAUCAAUACCAGUAUCAGUAUCAUCAUCAGAGAUAUCGCCCCCAUGUCUCCAGCAUCAUCCGGGCCAAACAACACAAAUUCAGUUCCCCAUGACCAAACCGAGAGAAGGAGAGAAGAGCAGAGGCCCCAACAGCAGUCACUGAUUGAGGCAGUGUGGCGCGAGUCACACUGGAAAUGCCUUCUACUCACACUGCUCAUUUAUGGUUGUGUAUUCGCUAUGACAUGGUGCUGCUUGGCCAAGGUGACACGACUCAGCAUCGAAAGUAACGUCAAGAGCAGAACGGUGGUGUAUCAUGACAGUGCCUGCUCUGAUGGUUAUGUCUAUAUCCCUGUGGCAUUUUUAUUUACUCUUUAUAUGCUGUACUUGGUGGAGUGUUGGCACUGUUCAAUGCGCUUCAACCUGCAGUAUAAAGGGGAUUUGGAGAGUAUAGUGGAGCGGGUGCAGCAUAUGCAGCAGGCCACACCGUGCAUCUGGUGGAGGGCCAUCAGUUACCACUAUGUGCGACGCACACGUCAUGUGACCCGCUACCGCAAUAGUGAUGCCUACAGUUCCACACAGGUGAACCAUGAACGGGUCAACACGCAUGCAGCCGAGGCAGAGUUUGAUUAUGGAAACUGCGGUGCGAAGGACGUCUCCAAGCAGCUUGCAGGCAUGGAAGACUUUCCUAUCACCAAACUCCGCUUCACCAAAUGCUUUAGCUUUGCCAACGCAGAGUCAGAGAACUCCUAUCUGACACAGAGAGCACGGUUCUUCGCAGAAAACGAGGGGCUGGAUGACUACAUGGAGGCUCGUGAGGGCAUGCACCUUAAAAAUGUGGACUUCAGGGAGCAUGUAAUGGUAAUCUCAGGUCAACUGCCAUGGUUUUUGAGGCGCUGCGUGUUUUGGACAGCAGCGGUGAUGACAUUCUCUUGGCCCUUGCGUAUUCUGACCGAGUAUCGCACAGCUUAUCUUCACUACCACGUAGAGAAGCUGUUCGGGUUUAAUUAUUUACAUUACUGCCACCAGAUCUCCAGGGUGAACACAAUCGAUAGCACCGAGCUUGAGUGGCACAUCCGCUCCAACCAGCAGCUGGUGCCCAGUUACUCUGAGGCUGUGCUGAUGGAUUCAAAUGUGUCGGGCCGAGACUCAUUCUCCCCCCAGAACUGUGAGCGCUGCCGUAGGGCCUUGAGUGGCUCGUCCAUUUUUUCUCGCAGUGCCCUGAGUCUUUUUUCAAUAGGUCAUGCAUAUGGCAGCCUGAAUGAAAGCUCUGCCCCAGAGCACCACCAGCCAUCUCCUCCAACCUAUCAGGAUGCAUUGCGCUUCCCUGUGCUGAUUGUGCACCGCAGCGAUGGCUGCCUCAGCCAUGAGCAUCGCUUACUCCAUCACAACGGCUCCUGCGUGGAGACGUCCUUAUGACAGACACAGGAAGUACUGAAGGACCUUUAAACUCAAAGACUGUGUGAAACUUCCUCUGUUUUACUUUGCUUUACCUUUACUCUGUUCUGCAUGUUUGUUCAAGGCCUAUUUAAUAUAGGAAAAAAAUACUAUGGGCUUGAAUCUGAAUCAGACCAAUAUUGAUGGCAAUUAGUCUCAAAAUGAGUUUAUUCCAAUAAUAAAAAAAACCCUCUGAUGUCAUGAUCCCUAUGUUGCUAUGUUGCAGCAUAUCAAAAUCAAUUUUGCCUAAAAAUUUUUUUCUUGAAAUUGUAACAUCUAUGUGGUAUGAAGACAAAUUAAAGGUUCAAGCUGAUGUAGAGAUUAAGGCUGAAAA
Molecule: messenger RNA, 2015 nt
Organism: Tachysurus fulvidraco (yellow catfish)
Lineage: Eukaryota; Metazoa; Chordata; Actinopteri; Siluriformes; Bagridae
Gene: tmem151ba
Product: transmembrane protein 151Ba
Exons: 3
Coding region: 311-1663 (450 amino acids)
Source: RefSeq, a predicted model, not a curated record